Pygoscelis adeliae (Adelie penguin) is the source of this 1185-nucleotide messenger RNA. Its product is annotated as acyl-coenzyme A thioesterase 5-like. Lineage: Eukaryota; Metazoa; Chordata; Aves; Sphenisciformes; Spheniscidae. Bases 1 to 1185 code for a protein of 394 amino acids. Gene Ontology annotation, molecular function: fatty acyl-CoA hydrolase activity. The transcript is spliced from 4 exons. The record is from RefSeq and is a predicted model, not a curated record. Gene Ontology annotation, biological process: fatty acid metabolic process; acyl-CoA metabolic process.
AUGGUCCCCUCUGUCCGCCUCUCGCCCGCCACCCGCAGCCUCUUCGAUGAGCCGCUGGCCAUCGCCGUGCAGGGCCUCGGCCCGCGGCAGCAGGUCACGCUGCGGACCGCCCGCUGCCCCGCGCUGCCGGGAGGCAGCUUCUCCGGCCUGGAGCCCAUGGGGCUGCUCUGGGCUCUGCAGCCCCAGAAGCCCUUCAGGCGGCUGGUGAAGCGGGAUGUGCAGACCCCCUUCCUCCUGCAACUGGAGGUGUUUGAAGGCCACGGGGAGCCCCCGGGGCGGAUCCUGGCCCAGGUGCAGCACGAGCGGGCGUUCCUGCGGGACGGGGUGCGGAGAGUCCCGGUGCGAGAGGGGAGGAUCUGGGCGAUGCUUUUCUUGCCCCCUGGGGAGUACCAGCUGUGGCCAUCCUACCCCUUUCCAGGAAUCAUCGACAUACAUGGAUACACAGGAGGUCUUUUUGAGCACAGAGCCAGCCUGCUGGCCAAUCAUGGCUUUGUCACACUGGCCCUGGCUUAUUUCACAUAUGAGGAUCUGCCCCAGGAGCCAACUGAACUCCACCUGGAAUAUUUUGAAGAGGCAGUGAACUAUAUGCUGCAGCACCCACAGGUGAAGGGACCAGGGGUUGGCCUGCUUGGUUACUCCAAAGGAGCUGAUCUGUCUCUCUCCAUGGCCACCUUCCUGAAGAACAUCACAGCCAUUGCUUCCCUCAAUGGCCCUGUGGCCAAUACAGUUAUUCCUCUCUGUUACAAGGAUAAAACCAUCCCCCCUUUGCCCAUCGAUGAACAACAGGUCAAGGUCAUUGAUUCCAAUAUUCUUGAUUUUUCUAAAGCCUUUACUGACCCCUUUCAAGCCCCUGGCAACCAAAGCCUGAUGCCACUAGGGAAAGCUGAGGCACAGUUACUAUUCAUUGUGGGACAAGAUGAUCACGUUAUUAAAUCUGAGUAUCAUGCUACUGAAGCUUGCAAGUAUUUGCGGGCUCAAGGGAAGGAAAAUUUUCAGAUUCUGUCUUACCCUGGAACAGUGCACUGCAUUGACCCUCCCUUUUUCCCUUUGUACCCCAUAGGAAAGCAUCUCUUUCCUCACAAGUGGGCAAUUUGGGGUGGGGAGCUUGGGGCUUAUUCUAAAGCUCAGGUUCAUGCUUGGCCACAGAUCCAGGAUUUUUUCAACAAAUAUUUAAAUGACAAUUAA